This is a messenger RNA of Dermatophagoides farinae (American house dust mite), 1712 nucleotides long. RefSeq lists its product as uncharacterized. Lineage: Eukaryota; Metazoa; Arthropoda; Arachnida; Sarcoptiformes; Pyroglyphidae. Gene Ontology annotation, molecular function: RNA polymerase II transcription regulatory region sequence-specific DNA binding; DNA-binding transcription factor activity, RNA polymerase II-specific. The record is from RefSeq and is a predicted model, not a curated record. Gene Ontology annotation, biological process: regulation of transcription by RNA polymerase II; regulation of nervous system development. Gene Ontology annotation, cellular component: nucleus.
ACAAUAAUAAUCGCCAUACUACUCAUUAUCAUCAUUCUGGAUCAAAUGAUCGCAAAAUUGAUCCAGAUCAUGAAACAUCCACAACAAUGAUGAUGAUGAUCAAAUCGGCAGCAACGACAAUGCCGCCACAUCAUUAUCCAUCCCGUUUUAUGUAUUUUGCUCAGCAACAACCACAACAGCCAUCAUCCAAUGCACAAUCAAUAUCGGAAAUGAUAAUUUCCAAUGAUUAUGAUAAAUUAAAAACAAUGACAACAACAAAUCUAUCGAAUGAUCAACAACAUCGAAUGUAUCAAUUGUUUCUAAAUUAUCACCAUCAUUUAAUACGCCUACAACAUCAACAUCAACAUCAGCAGCAGCAGCAUCAGCAACAAAAAUUUCCAAUCUCAAAUCAUGUCAUCAUGCCAUUUUUAUCUGAAAACACGAAAAAAUUCCCGAAUGAAUCCAGUCAGAAUUUUCUCCAAUCAGAAUGGAUGAAUUUCUUUCAAACUACAGCAAACAAUAGGAAAAAUACUCAAUCAGAUGAUGAAUUGGAAUUAGAAUCAAAAUCAGAUUUUCAUUUGAAAAAUGGUGACAGUAAUAAUAAAAUUAUUGUCGAUGAAGUGGCAAUCGAUGUAACACGUACAACGCCAUCACCAUCAUUAUCUGAAUCUGAUACGACUGAUCAUCUUUUGGCUAAUAAUCUGCCAACAACAGCAUUCAAUCAGCAGCCAAACAUUACGACAACAGUGAACACGAAUAAUCAAAAAUCCAAUUCACAAUCGAAUGAUAUGAAACGACGACGAACAUGUUUUAGUUCAGAACAAUUGCUUGAAUUGGAAAAAGAAUUUCAUUCGAAAAAAUAUCUUUCAUUACGUGAACGUGCACAUUUAGCCGAUGUUUUAGAUUUGACUGAAUCACAGAUAAAAAUAUGGUUUCAAAAUCGUCGUGCUAAAUGGAAACGGGUGAAAGGUCAAAUGGCAACGGAAAUUAAUCAAGCACUGCAGGCACCGGCAGCGUUAUUCAAUCUGGGACAUCCACAUUCAACGUCGUUAUCAUCAUCCUCAUCAUCAGCAUCCUCCUCGUCAUCGGCAUCAUCCAUAUCAUCAUCAAACAAUUCGAAUUCAUCAUUAUCAUCGUCAACAACAUUAUUGAAUCGUGAACAUUCCGGUGGUGAAACAACAACAAACCAACAAACAACAAUUGGACAUAAAAUUCAUGUACCAAUACCGGUACAUGUUGAUCGUAUAUUACUUCGUGGUCAACAACAGCAAUAUGAAAAACGAAUGCAACAAAAUGGAAUUCGUAUAACGAGCAAAUCACAAGAGCCAAAUAUAUCUCAGAUUAUGCAACCAUCACCAUACGAACAAACAUUGGAGCCAGAUUCGGUUGGUGUCAUAAUGAAUAUGUCGUCGUCAAAUGAUAGGUCAAAUUCAAAUUCGAAUAGUAAAAAAACAACCACAACAACUACAUUAUCAUUGUCACCGAAUUCAGCAUUUCAAACACCAUCAACCAUUCAACAACAACAAUCAUCAAAACGAUUAUCACGUCGAUCUGGUGCUGGUAUUGGUUGUUUACAUCGAACAUCAUUAUUGCCAUUAUCAUUACAACAAUUAACACAUUCAUUUGCAUUAGCACAUCAUCGAUCUACAUCACAAAUGAUACAAUUCAAAUGUUGAUUAUUGAAAAUUAAAAAUAAAUGAACAUAACUAUCAUACUAUUAUAACCAAGAGAAA